CGACAAACGUCAAAGGUGACGCGGCCUUCGUGGAUUGGUGGCCGCACUUUAGGACUGACGUCACUUUACGUCAGGGUUCGUACACACGCCUCCUCGUGAGCAACAAGCACAAGCAUUAGCAUUUGUCGGACAAGGAAUCCGCACGAAAUCGAAAGCGGCCAUUUUGUGUUGACGGAGCGAGUGACUUUUGAGGAUGCGGGGCCGUCAGAGGAGCUCGCACCUGGGCCUGUUGCUGCUGCUGUCGCAGCUCUACCAGGUGGGAUUGGACAACGUCCCGCCCGUCACCCUGGCCGUCCUUGGCCUCAACGCUUACCUCUUCCUGUUCCCUGCGGCGCCGCUCAUGAAGGCGUGCGUGAGCGUCCGGCAGGCAUGGGGCUCGGGCGAAUGGAGCCGCCUGAUCCUGUCUCCUUUCCACCACGCCGACGACAUGCACCUCUACUUCAACAUGGUGUCGCUGCUCAUGAAGGGCCUGCGUCUGGAGCGCCGUCUGGGCGCCGCGUGGUUCGCGUACACGCUGGCCGUCUUCUCGCUGCUCACCGGCGUGCUGUACCUGGCGAUGGAGGCCGGCCUCACCCAGCUGACCGGCGACGGGUCGCACAGCGCCGCCUGCGCUGUCGGAUUCUCAGGGGUUCUUUUUGCCCUGAAGGUCCUGAACAACCACUACCACCCCGGCGGCGUGACCUACGUGAUGGGCUUCCCGGUGGCCAACCGCUACGCCAGCUGGGUGGAGCUGGUCCUCAUCCACAUCACGGCACCCGGGACUUCUCUGAUUGGCCACUUGGCGGGAAUCCUGGCGGGCCUGCUCUACACUACCGGGCCGCUGAAAAAGAUGAUGAAGACGUGUGCAGGGCUGAUGUCAAACAGCAUCUUCAAGCCCAGAACGUCUUACAGCUCCUCAGGCUACAGUGGCAGCCACCGGAGAAGUGAGCAGUACCCGACGGACGCUGGGACGUCGUCGUCGUACACGGGCGGGAUGACGGAGGAGGAGCAGCUGGCGGCGGCCAUCAGGAACAGUUUCCGUGAUACAGGACGCCACCAGCACGGCGACGGUCCGGCUCCGCCUCCGUACGGCUUCCGCUUAACGGAGGAGGAACUCCGCGCCAGGAGGCUGGCGCGAUUGGACGCUUUCAUGUGAAAACGAAGACGAGGAUCUUGGAUCUCUCGGGAAUCUCGAAGGCUUCUUCGACCGCUAGCAUCCACUAAUGAACUUUGGCCUGUUGGAAACUUUUUCAUGUGAAGUAUGAGGUGCACCUUUUUCAUUUUUGUAUUUUUUUUGUUUGUUUAAUUUGUCUUUCUAUUUAUCUGCAGAUGCGUCCUUUAAUAUGACAUUUGUAAUAAACAUCCUUGUGGCUAUUCUC
This is a messenger RNA of Syngnathoides biaculeatus (alligator pipefish), 1358 nucleotides long. It is a transcript of the gene rhbdd1, whose product is annotated as rhomboid domain containing 1. The transcript is spliced from 8 exons. The coding region runs from base 194 to 1135 and encodes 313 amino acids. NCBI's taxonomy places the organism in Eukaryota, Metazoa, Chordata, Actinopteri, Syngnathiformes, Syngnathidae. Gene Ontology annotation, cellular component: membrane. The record is from RefSeq and is a predicted model, not a curated record. Gene Ontology annotation, molecular function: serine-type endopeptidase activity.